This is a messenger RNA of Colletotrichum chrysophilum, 2568 nucleotides long. RefSeq lists its product as uncharacterized. Lineage: Eukaryota; Fungi; Ascomycota; Sordariomycetes; Glomerellales; Glomerellaceae. The transcript has 2 exons. The record is from RefSeq and is a predicted model, not a curated record. The coding region runs from base 1 to 2568 and encodes 855 amino acids.
AUGCUCUACGACGACAGUCUUCCUGAAGAUCUGGAUGCGGCAUGUUCUGCAGCCCUCAUGGCUGAUGUCGCUUGUGAUCCGCUCGUACCAGCCCUCCGUCAUGACUUCUACUACCCGCCUGCCACCCUGACCCGUAUGUGCACCGAUGGCUGUGCUUCUGCGCUGCAGUCGUGGGAGAGCUCGGUCCGGUCUGCUUGCGGCAACGACAUUGUCAUUCCUGCCGAGGAUGACCUCGACGCAUCACCCAUUGUGAUCCCUGCCAGCCGCCGGUACACCUAUGGCUUCACGUGUCUCAAAGAGAACGAUGCCUUCUGCGGCCCCGUAGCCGCAUUAGCAGCUUUCUUCACCAAUCCUGGAGUUUCCGCCUUUAACUACAUCAACGUACUUCCCGAGGGCGCUGUCAAGCCUGCGGAUUGUGACCCGUGUCUCGCAGCCAGACUGCGCCUACGAUCUGGGUCGCCCUACUUUGACGGCCCCGUCGUGGCCAGCGAGUCCAUCUACCAAACCCUGACGUCCAGCUGUGGCAUCACGGGCAAGCCUGCCACCACAUCCACCAUUGACUACUUCACAAGCGAGCCGCAGCCCACCGAGUCAGUCUGCGACGGCACCAUGUACCAGAUCCAGGGCGGUGACGAUUGCUACAGCAUUUCCAAGGCCCAGAGUGUCGGUACGGCGUGGAUGCUGUCUGACAACCACCUCGGUGCUUAUUGUUUCGAGUUCCCGACUUCGGGUAGUCUCUGCAUCACCAACACGUGUAAGACUGUCACGGUGGCAGUCAACACGACCUGCUCAGCCAUCGCUGCAGCUGCGAACAUCACAGAGCCACAGCUGAUGGCUUGGAACCCCGUCAUCAACCCGGUCUGCUCCAACCUCAACAUGAUGAACGGCACCACGCUUUGCAUCGAACCACCCGGACCCAAGCUUCCACCCGCUCAGACGACGAAUGUUCCUCCGGUGACGCCCACCAGUGCUGCCCCGAUCCCCUCCAACACGGCCAUCGGAUCUGACAAGCCCUGCGGCCGCUGGUACGAGGUCGAGGCUGGCGACUACUGCAACCUGGUGACUCUCAAGUUUGCUAUAUCUCUUGAUGAUUUCAUGUUCCUGAAUACAGGCAUCAAUGCCAACUGCACCAACCUCUUUGCACAGGAGAGCUACUGCGUCCAGGCGGUCGGAGACAUCAACAACUAUCCCGGCCGACCCGGAUAUGCCUCCGUCACCAUUGACCCCAACGAGUCCUUCACCGGGGUACCCUUCACCAUGUUGCCCAACGCCACCAUGACCUUGGAUCCAAGACUGACCCAGCUCCCGUUGGCUACCGGCGUCCGCGACGAUUGUGUGUUUUACUUCAAGGGCGAUGACUAUCAGUACUCGUCUGACGUGUUCGGCUAUUGGAACAGCAACUGUGAGAUUGCAGCGUCCAACUACAACGUCGACUUUAACAGCUUCAUCGCCUGGAACUCGCUCACGACAAACGUCACUGACCCGGCGUGCGUGUUCCAGGUCGGCCUGCGGUAUUGCGGCUCCUGGGGUCUGCCGCCCACGCAAACCACCACCACUGAGGAGCCUGAGCCCACCGAGACCGGACCGCAGCCGCCAGCGCCGACGCACGAAGGCCAGCCGGAAGACUGUGACGGCUGGCACGUCGUGGUCAGCAGUGACUCGUGCCAGUCCGUCGCUGAUAACGCCGGGAUCUCUCUCGCCACUUUCUUCGAAUGGAACCCGGCUGUGAGCGCAGACUGUACAGAGAAUUUCUGGCUCGGACAGGCCUACUGCACGCAUAGGGAGGGCCAGGGUAUCAGCACCACGGCCUCGCAGUCUGCUUCAACCACGGCGCCGACGACGACGAAGCCCACUGCUCCGGCCCCCACGCAUACCGGCCAACCCGCAGACUGCAACAAAUGGGACGUAGUGAUGGAAGGCGAUAGCUGUGGUUCUCUGGCCAGUGAUAACGGCAUAUCAGUUGAGCAGUUCUUUGCCUGGAACCCUGCUGUCUCUAAGGACUGUAUCACCAACUUCUGGCUGGGGCAGGCAUACUGUGUCGGCGUUUCUGGGGCUGGUUCUGGCGCCACAACAACCCCAUCGUCAACCAGGCCUUCCACGACGGCAGCCCCGACCCCUCCCGCACCAACCCACACAGGCCAGCCGUCGGAUUGCAACAAGUGGGACGUCGUGGUAGACGGCGACAGCUGCGGGUCCAUGACCGCGGACAACGGUAUCACGGUCGACCAGUUCUAUGCUUGGAACCCGGCGGUAUCCAAGGACUGUGUGACAAACUUUUGGUUGGGGCAGGCAUACUGCGUCGGCCGAUCUAGUGUCGGGGGUACCCCUACCACGACGCCACCAGCAUCAACCACAGCGAAGCCGACACCACCUGCACCGACACAUACCGGCCAGCCUGCUAAUUGUAACAAGUGGGACGUCGUGGUAGACGGCGACGGCUGCGCUUCCAUGGCCAGCGAUAAUGGCAUCACCCUGGAUCAGUUUUAUGCCUGGAACCCUGCCGUUUCAAGGGAUUGCGUGACAAACUUUUGGCUUGGCCAGGCGUAUUGUGUUGGGGUUUCCAGCUAG